GUCAAGCUCGAAGUUCUAGAUGGCUGCGCCAUACCCAGAGCUGCCGUCACCACAUCGAGCUCCGGGUUCAUGAAUGGAUUUCUCUUUCUUGAGUGGCUGCGCUUUUUUUCGGCUAGCGUGCCCAAGGACGUGCAGCGACCUCUUCUCCUGAUUCUGGAUGGGUGUUCGUCUCAUUACUCCGUGGAGAUCAUGUUAGAGGCAGUUCGGCUUGGCGUGCUUCUGUUGUUGCUUCCUUCGAACGCGACCCACCUGCUUCAACCACUGGAUGUCGCUAUCUACGCUGGCGAGACUGGACGCAAUUCGGUCGACAAAGAGGAAGCCAUCCGGAUGGCAAGCACAGCAUGGGUAGGAUGCAAGAUGGGUGAGAACGUCAAAGCGGGGUUUGCUGGGUGCGGCCUUUUCCCUCCGUCCAAGCCUCGUAUGGACAUGUGCAUCGACAAUUUCCGGCGCAACGGGACCCCCGCAUCUACGAAGCUGGCAGUGUGGCUCCGGAUCAAGGAGGUCGUACAGAAGGAGGUGCUCGUGCUACCGCCGUCCAAGAAGCGGGUGCGCAAGACAGCAACGGUCGCCGGUCGUCUUUUGACCAAGGAAACACUGGAAGCGAUGGCACAACCGAUGAAGAAGCCCAAGAAG
Messenger RNA from Phytophthora sojae, 633 nucleotides. RefSeq lists its product as hypothetical. The record is from RefSeq and is a predicted model, not a curated record. Gene Ontology annotation, molecular function: nucleic acid binding. The annotation marks the transcript as partial. The transcript is spliced from 2 exons. Lineage: Eukaryota; Oomycota; Peronosporomycetes; Peronosporales; Peronosporaceae.